ACCGUAUUUCGGUACUUGCAGGCAGCGACAACCGUCUCGCACAAUGCCAGUGAUGCCUGACGCACCAACCUUCUGUCAGCCCUGAGCCCGGUGCAUCCAAGAUCUCUACGCCGUUUAUUCAGUCGGUACGGUCCGGACUCCAGGGUAUUCUAUUGAACAAUAAAGGAACACGGCCCGUUCCCUCCCUCCGUCACGAACAGAAGCCCACGUCUUGACAUAGUUUCGAGUGGAAGCGCAGGCCGAGGACGCAGACAAUCAACCGCAUUCAUCCUGGCCAACAAGACAAUAUCUUAAGUUCUGAACAGGUAUGACACCGUAUUGUUUACUGUUACGAGCCCUAACUAGUAAGUCGCCGCAGGGUCUGUCUGCAACUGCCAAAAGCCAUGGUCGCAGGCGAGCACGAGAGCCUUGAGGACCCCCCGCAGCCGAGACUUGGUCCGUCACCGGAACGAGUGAGCGUACCUUCCGGGUCGCUCGAGGCCAAAGAUGUCCCAUCUUUGGUUUCAGAGAUGCGAAAGGAGCUUUGGAGCAACGCUUAUAGUCGCCUUGUAGAGGAGGCGCCUGACCUUGUUGAUGCGUUUGAGAGAAUUUUGUCUGCCCAGCUCCGCGGACUUGAAUUGAGCUCCGCGUCCCUCGCAUCCCAAACAAACGACAUUGAUCGUGACGACCCGGAGGAAAGGCUAUCGCAGUUUAGGCAUAUCGCCGAGAGGGGACUUCUAGGACUACGAACACGGAGUCUAGCUGAUCAUGGUAUCAAAGAAGCAAAUAAGGCACGAUGGCUUGUAAGCGAAAUCAUCGACAAGGCGCUUGCGGCGGCUCGAGAGCUUGCUACCCCAUGGGUUGGCAUAUACCUUGGUCUAGAGGCGCUAUUGGACUCGGGCCUUGUCGAUGGAGUUAAACGUCCAGGGCUCGCCCACGAUAUCUCAAAAACAGAGUUCUACUGGAACCUGCCAGUGCUCUUCCUCAAUGAGUACUGGACUCGCCCACUGACCCGAGAGAAUCGAAGGGUACAACAGAACAAGGUCAUCGAAUCAUGUGUGACAAUCUUGUCGUCCCAGAUGAUGACGAUCUGCUCGUACACCAAAUCUCGACAGCCGGAUGUCGACUUCUUGCGGAAUUUACCUCAAAUCUGCAACUGGAAACACGUUAGUGUCGACUUCAGAGGCCACAUACAAGACCUACUGGAACAUCACUGGUGGUCCAUCACCAACCGUUUGGGAAAAAACUAUAUCCAAGGUCUUACUAAUAAGGCGAUGUCGAAAGAGAUCAUGCUUCGUCAGCUGCAUUCGGAGAAAUUUUCCUUUGUGUGUGCCGCCUGCGGAAACCUCGACUCAGACAAUUGGGGGGACAAGUUUUACACAACGUGCAUUGUGGAUGUACAAAAUGGCUCUUACGACUGUCCUGCAUGCGAAGUUCUUAUCAAAGGGACGACACAUUUUGUGAAACCUCUGGAUGAGACAGCAAAGCUAACUCUAUACGCUCACAAAGAUGGCUCCCUAAAGGUUGAAUACCAUUGGGGUUCCCUUAAUACAGAAGACGCCCGACGUUUUGAAUUCUUUACUGAAGAAGGUCUCCCAAAGCCUUGGCCAGUCAUUGGGUAUUCACGCAUGAUGAAGUCGAUAACCCUAAGCAGGAGCGCUCAGCUUGUAUCACGAUGGUUCCGCCAUUGUCUUGCAGAACAUCGACUUUGCAAACGACCAAGACAAAACCUGCCAACUAGGGUUCUGUAUGUGGGCAGCGAACAUCGCGAGCCACGCCUUGUUGAAAUCCACAAUGAAGAAGCCCAGUAUACUGCUCUGAGUCAUUGCUGGGGUGGAAUGCAGCAUAUCCACCUAACGACCACCCGACAAACAUUGGAGGACCGAAGAGAAUCCAUUCCACUGACUACUCUGCCCCGGACUUUUAGAGACGCUGUCCUCUUGACCAGAAUGAUCGGUAUUGAGUACAUCUGGAUAGACUCGUUGUGUAUCAUUCAAGACGACGACGAAGACUGGGCGAGGGAAUCCGCACGCAUGGCUGAAGUAUAUCAAAACGCUGCCCUCACAAUCUCGGCAGACGGUGCUGCAAAUGACUCGGAAGGCUUGUUUGAGCCAAGCAGGAAACGUUCCGUGGAGGAAAGCCGAAUACAGGCUAGCCAUCCAGCAGAUUCGGCUCCGGUUUACGUGCGCAAAACAACCCUCAGACCGUUCGGUGAUUACGUACAUGUUAUAACCCAUAGAUCUGACCAACCUUUGCGUCGUCGUGGCUGGACUCUCCAGGAGUGGUUGCUGUCAGCGAGGGUUGUGCACUUUUACAACGGACGAGAUCCUCUGGGAAUGCAACGACCUCCAACUUUGCGAGUGCCAAGUUACCUCUCAAUCGCCAACCAUAUGGGAAGGCCAGCAUAUUCGGUAUCUAGCAAAGGCCGAUUACUACCAUAAAGGUGAUGAGGCCAGAAACCGUGGAUACUUUCGAUGGCGAGAGGUGGUAGAGGAGUUUUGCCGGAGACAACUCACGAAGCAGACGGACAGGCUCCCGGCACUUUCUGGUGUAGCGGCAUUCAGCAAAGCUAAUGCUAAGGUAGACUACAUUGCCGGACUCUGGAAAUCCGAGCUCCCAGACG
Molecule: messenger RNA, 2602 nt
Organism: Canariomyces notabilis
Lineage: Eukaryota; Fungi; Ascomycota; Sordariomycetes; Sordariales; Chaetomiaceae
Product: HET-domain-containing protein
Exons: 4
Coding region: 384-2420 (678 amino acids)
Source: RefSeq, a predicted model, not a curated record